AUGAGCUCAGGUCUAGUCCCGCGGGACGGGAUGGGCGAGGAGCAGGACCCCAUGCUCGGGGUCAGAUCAUCGUCGGAAACCGACGUGGAGGAUCGCCUGCUGUCCGACACAGCCGGAUUCAGUGAGAAGGACAACUACAAACGCCAUGCGGGGCACAAGAAGACCUUCAGGUGGAUCAUGGUCCUCACUUGCAUCUCGAUUCUGACGUUUAUUCCUUUCAUCUUUGCUCAAUUCUUCAAUGUGCAAUCCAAGGUGCAGCCAUCGGAGCCUGCCCACGAUGAGGACAAUCAUUCAGACGAACAACAACAACAAAGUCCUCCGCCACCGCCACCACCGCCGCCCGAACCAGUUCCGGAGCUGACGACGACGAUAACACCGACAAUCACAUCAUCCCUGGUUCCCACACAAACACCAGCAGUGAAGUUGACUCCAGAACAGGAAUUCGACUUAAAAACGGGGUUCAAUGUUUCAAAAAUGACUUCACUCCGGGAGUAUGUGUUUAACAUCACCCGAGAACAGUACUCGCCAGAUGGAUUUGAGAAAUCGAUGAUCAAAGUCAACGGACAAUCCCCUGGGCCUCUCAUUGAAGCAAACACGGGUGAUACGAUCCGUGUCACGGUCCAUAACCAAAUGCCGGAGGAGAGCACGACGAUUCACUGGCACGGCAUCGACCAAAGGAAUUCCGUGUGGAUGGACGGUGUCCAUGGAGUUACUCAAUGUGCCAUUCCUGCCGGCGAAAGUUUCACCUACGAGUUCAAUGUCACCGAUCAACGAGGGACGUUUUGGUGGCACGCUCACGUUUCGGUUCAAGUUACGGAUGGACUCUUUGGUCCUUUGAUCAUCCAUGACCCUGAUGAAAAAAUCCCACCUGUAGAUGACGAUAAGAUUCUCAUGGUCGGCGACCUUUUCCACGAGUAUGGAAGCACUUACUUGAGCGCCAAUCCGCCUUGGGCCCCUAAGAAGCCGGGCAGAGAACCUCCCCCGGACAACGUCAUCAUUAACGGCAAGAACACUUUCAACUGUUCUAAAGUGGCAAGCAACGAUGACGGCAAAGGGAAAUCUAGUGAAGACCACAGUGGCCAUAACAUGGAAAACAUGCAAGGUCAUGGCAUGGGAGACCAUAACUCGGUCAGAGAUCCCAAGUGUACCUGGGGCUCUCUCUUCAACACACGAAUCACAAGCGGAUCAAAGGCUCGUCUGCGUCUCAUCAACCACGGCACAUCGACUCCUAUAUUUGUAACGGUUGACAACCAUAUUCUUGAGAUUGUCGAGAUCGACGGCGUCGAAGUGGCUCCGAUCGCAACCACACGCGUGUACAUGAACCCCGGCCAGCGCUACUCCGUCCUCGUUCACGCCAACCGGACUGCUGGGAACUACCUAAUACGCGCAGACGCUGCCGUUCGAUGCUUUCACAUGUCCCACAAGAACCACAAGGGCAUGUCGGGAAUGCACGGUACGCCCUUCGGUGCUACCGCCAUUCUGUCAUACGACGAGACGGAUGUUGGCGCCGUGCCGAUUGGUAAGGCAUGGAACCUGGACAGCAAGUCGAACCCUGAAAUCGGCAAGGAGCCAUGGGGAGACCGUUGCGAGGAUCUGCCGUUCAAUUUGCCAAAGCCGAUGAGAAGCAGGCCUGCCUACGACGUUGGCGAGAGGAACUACCAUUACUUUACGUUCAGGCAAGACCGUAUAGGGGACGUUGUUCGUACGCAUGUGAACCAGGAUGACGCAUCACUUUGGAAGGUCCUGCAGCAAGACAUUACGCCAGAGAACCUGAAUUCGCCGCAACCAAAAUUGGACUUUGGGAAGGACCAGUUCGUUCUGGUGUCCCAGGACAAUAAGGCUGCUCAAAUCGUAGUGAAUUCUGACGCUAUGAUGGUACACCCUUGGCACUUGCAUGGUACGUACUCGGCAUAUCUCGUCUACUUUGACGUUCGUCAAAACUUCCAAGUCAUUGGAUGGGGCAAGGGCUUGUUCGGAGCCAGCAAAACGACCUGGAACUUCGACAAUCCAAUGCGUCGUGACACAAUAACGAUACCAGGCUUUUCGCACAUUGUAAUUCGCAUUCUUGCAGACAACCCCGGUGUCUGGGCUUUCCACUGUCACUAUCUCUGGCACGCCGAAGGUUAG
This is a messenger RNA of Colletotrichum spaethianum, 2127 nucleotides long. Its product is annotated as laccase-1. The transcript has 6 exons. The coding region runs from base 1 to 2127 and encodes 708 amino acids. Gene Ontology annotation, molecular function: oxidoreductase activity; copper ion binding. Lineage: Eukaryota; Fungi; Ascomycota; Sordariomycetes; Glomerellales; Glomerellaceae. The record is from RefSeq and is a predicted model, not a curated record.